GAAGAGCAAGGUUGUCGUGUAGGUGUUUUGAAUCGAAUCUGAAAAGUAGCCAGUCAGGAAUUGUCACUUUCUCACGGUAUCCGGUAUCUACGUGAUAGUUAGCAUCAGGCAAACUUUUAACUUGAAAUAGCAAUAUUAAAAAUGAGUAAGAUUUCAAAGAUGUUUAAAGUGAGCUCCUCGAGCUCAUCCAGCUCAAGGUCUAGUUCUAGUUCUGGGUCCAGCUCCAGAUCUAAACACAGGUCUCGAUCUAACCCAUCACCUCAAGAGGCCAUCAACAGACUGAGAGAGACAGAAGCGAUGUUAACCAAAAAACAGGAAUACUUGGAGAGCAGAAUCGAGCAGGAGAUCAUGAUUGCCAAGAAGAACGGUACCAAAAACAAAAGAGCCGCACUUCAGGCUCUUAAGAGAAAGAAACGUUUUGAGCAGCAGUUAACACAGAUCGACGGGACUCUUUCCACCAUUGAGUUUCAGCGAGAGUCUCUGGAGAACGCCACCACGAAUACAGAGGUUCUGAAGAACAUGGGUUAUGCAGCCAAAGCCAUCAAAGGUGUUCACCAAAACAUAGAUUUGGAUAAGAUUGACUCCCUUAUGCAGGACAUUACAGAACAGCAGGAAGUUGCUCAAGAGAUCAGUGAUGCCAUCUCAAAACCAUUUGGUGAUGAGUUUGAUGAGGAUGAAUUGAUGGCAGAGCUGGCAGAGUUGGAACAGGAGGAACUAGAAGAAGGUAUGAAGAAUAUGGCUAGACUACCAAGUGUACCAGCUACCAAACUCCCCAGCGCAAGACCAAGCCACCGUGAAACAUCCAGGAAGAGAGUGGAGGACGAUCAUGAUAUGAAGAAGUUGGCUGCCUGGGCUUCUUAAGUGUGUUUGUGUGUGUGUGCCCGUGCGUGUGUGUGUUUGUGUGUGCGUGUGUUUCUGUUGUGUGUGUGUUUGCACUCUCAAAGCCCUAUACUGUACUAUUAGUGUCAUUACCUGCACUACCAGGAUUUUGUAUCAAUAUGUGAUGGCUUUUAGAAAUAUAUUGUUGAAUGAAAUUAAGUUUAGCAUGAAUAAUUAAUUCAGAUUAUAUUUUUGGCACGCAUAUGUUGAUCUUUAAGAUGAAGGAUUUUGCUGGAAACGUUGUGUAAAUAAUAUUUAAUAAGUAAAGGUAAACUUUGUUUUUUAAAGAAAUGUAAAUGUUGAAUACUGGGAUCUGGGUCAUAAUAAACUGAUUGUAACAA
Molecule: messenger RNA, 1220 nt
Organism: Paramisgurnus dabryanus
Lineage: Eukaryota; Metazoa; Chordata; Actinopteri; Cypriniformes; Cobitidae
Gene: chmp4c
Product: charged multivesicular body protein 4C
Biological process (GO): vesicle budding from membrane; late endosome to vacuole transport via multivesicular body sorting pathway
Cellular component (GO): ESCRT III complex; multivesicular body; cytoplasmic side of plasma membrane
Source: RefSeq, a predicted model, not a curated record